Molecule: messenger RNA, 3483 nt
Organism: Thunnus maccoyii (southern bluefin tuna)
Lineage: Eukaryota; Metazoa; Chordata; Actinopteri; Scombriformes; Scombridae
Gene: fgf8b
Product: fibroblast growth factor 8 b
Exons: 5
Coding region: 2249-2929 (226 amino acids)
Biological process (GO): dorsal/ventral pattern formation; fibroblast growth factor receptor signaling pathway; embryonic heart tube development
Cellular component (GO): cytoplasm
Molecular function (GO): growth factor activity; type 1 fibroblast growth factor receptor binding; type 2 fibroblast growth factor receptor binding
Source: RefSeq, a predicted model, not a curated record
UCCUGCAUUUAUGAAGCCUCACAGUUAAGAGCAGUGGUCCAACAAUCUGCUAUGGCUCAUUAGGACAAUAAUCUGAUUUGAGGUUUGGAGUCAGUAAACCUAUACUGUAGAUUAGCACUUCUAUUCUGAUUUAAAGUGCGGGUAUUAAAGCAACAAUGUCUCCAAAAAUGUAUUUAAAUGAUGGUGUCAUGAGGAUUCAGAUAAGUGAUUUAGAAGGCAGAACCUGAUGUUUUUAUUCCAUUAUGUUUGUUCAGCUUAGGCCUAUCACAGUCACAGUUUUUUUUCUCAAUUUGUGAAUGACACUCUAAAUGUUUACUUCAUCUGUUCAGACAGGAACAAUGAAGGUAAGGGAGAGUGGGGUUGAAUGAAAUAUUUGCUUCACAUCUCCAUUCAUAUCUUCUCACUUAUGUGAGUUACUUAAGUUAAAUUAACUAUUAACUACUGAAAAAUACCCACAUCUCACUGUUACAAAACCAAAUAGAAAGACAUUUAUUUCAUCUUAAAGUCAGGAAAGAAAUUUAACACUUUAGCACAAGUGGAGUAAAAUGUUAAAAUUUUGGGGAAUGCAUAACCUGCAUUAAAAUCAUACAACCAGUAUUUCAAAUGCAAUACUUCCCUUAUCUUAUUAGCUGUGAGGGUGUGUGGCUGUAGGCAUUGUAAUGCAAAAUCAUAUUUAGUUUACAAAGAAGAAACAACUUCAGAAUCCUUAUUCACAACCAUUUGAAAGAAGAGUCUACACAGUUCAUCAAGGUUUGGAGUUCAAAGUAUCCCAUGUUUCAACUGUCCCCUUUCUUCCCUAUCAGACCAAUGUGUAACAGUCAUGUUCCCUUGAAGGAAACCCUGCUGCUUUGUUGUCACAAAGAAUAAUUACAAUAUAAUUGCAUGAUGUAGUGUAUGAAACCAUGCUGUGAGAGUAGCGCACCAGGCCCAGGACACACUUUUGAAAAUCAAACCAGGAUUGUGAAAACUUAUGGAAGAAUGAUUGCGAGCGAGAGAGCAUUUGUAUCCAAGGCAAAGGCUUUAGAUGUUAUGUGAAAACCAUUCUGUGUCAUGUGUUCACAUGGAAUACAUAUUACUUACAUAUGUAGGAUGAAAAAGUACAUCAAGGUCUGUCCUGUGGGACCACCAAACAACCUCUAACCUGCAGUCAGGGAAUAAGUUAAUGUAACUGUAGAUUUUCUUAAGUACAUGCCAGGGAAUUUUUCCAUGUGGACAUUUCUGCUUAUAGAAAACCAAGUGCACUUCGAUUUUACAGGGAUGAAGAUACAGUAAUAUCAUGACAUGUGCAUGAUUGUGAAUAAAUGCUUAUGAAUGCUUAUAAAUGUUAUUAGACUUUUUGUGGAUCUGACCUGCACAUUAAUCCAAAAAAGAAGAUCCUCUCUUAAUGAUAUGCUGUAGUUUAUAUUGUCAGAUUUCCAUCUUCCAACUCACAGUUGGUUAUUUAAUUAUAUACAUUAAACUUAUUGAUGAAUGCUGAGUUUAUGGACUUGUAAGCAAAUAGGUGCAGGCAAAGUAUUCAGUUUCAAAUUGGCUCCAGCCUGAACGCUCCGCCUGCUCUCACCGAGGAUAUUGACUUUCCCGCAAGUUAAAGUAUUUAAAUGUAGAGGGAGGCAGAUGCUGUAUGUGGACUGGAGGGAACCACAAGAAAUACACGUGUGGGAGGAAGGUGACGUUGGAGUUUUACUAUCUGUGCAUCUUAUAGAAAGACAGCUGUAGCAUCGUUAAUUUAACUGCACAGAAAACAAAUAAAGCCGCGUUGGCACUCGUGGAAUUCAUUCAACAUCUUUUUAUUUACUCACUCAUCUUUACGUAAUUUACUGUGCGCAUCUUACCGCCGAUGCGUAAAGAUCCGUGCGUAAAAAUCAAAAACACUGCCUCUAUUCUGUCACAAAAAGUCAAUGAGGAUUUAUUUCUACUUGAAACUUUAAUCAAGACCUCCAUUCCUGCGAAAGUGAUUGACACGAAGAGGAUUUGAUGGAGGGAUUUCGGUGACAGCAACACUUUCACCGGACUUUAAGUUUGGAUUCAGUCACCGCAGCGCUUUUAAAACUUCUAGACUUUUCAUUGUUAUCAGUGAAGUCGAGAUUGGAUCCUCUACCUGCGUGGGACACUGACAGUUUUUGGAUCUCUUAAUUGUCACGGCUAUAACCCUCUACAUGUAACAAGAGGGGGAUAAACCCGAGCUGAAAUCCGCAUCAGGAGGAACUUUAUUUCCGAGAGCUUCCAGCACCGAAUCAGUGGAGUAUUCAUGAAGCAAUAUUUGAACUAUUACAAGAUGAGGCUGAGAACAUCGAGGUUAGGUUAUCUGUUACUUCAGUUCACGGCGCUUUGCUUUUACGCACAGAACACUGUGCAGUCUCCCCCUAAUUUCAAGCACCAUGUCACCGAGCAGAGCCGGCUGUCGGACCGGAUGAGCCGCAGGUUGACCCGAACCUACCAGCUGUACAGCCGCACCAGCGGGAAACACGUCCAGGUCCUGGCCAACAAGAGGGUCAACGCCAACGGAGACGACGGAGCGGUGCACGCUAAACUGGAGGUGGAGACAGACUCUUUUGGGAGCCGUGUUCGUAUUAGAGGGGUGAAGACAGGAUACUACAUAUGUAUGAACAAGAGGGGGAAGCUGAUCGGCAAGCGGAAAGGACGAGGAAAAGACUGCAUCUUCACUGAGAUUGUUCUGGAAAAUAACUACACAGCGCUUCAGAACGCCAAAUACGAGGGCUGGUACAUGGCUUUCACACGCAAGGGCCGUCCGAGGAAGGCCUCCAAGACCAAGCAGCACCAGAGGGAGGCCCACUUCAUGAAGCGUCUACCCAGGGGUCACUUGCUGAGUGAGAGACGGCCGUUUGAUGUUCUUCCUCUCCCUGUCCCUGCUCAGCCUUUCAGCAAGCGGACUAAACAUUCCCAUCAACAGCGCUCAGGGGGCCGCUGAGGACUGAAACCACUGAGGGAGAACUGUGGAUAAACCACCACAGAAGAACCACUACAAGACAAAACAAGUGCUCUCAGCAAACUUAACUUUUACAGUCAAAAGCCCAUACACUUUUUGCCUCAUUUUGUGGACUUAUUAUGUAAUUUCUUUGUACUGGAUUGUAUGUAAACAUUGACUAUCUAAUCUGCUAGUUAUUUCCAAUUCAGACAGAAGACGUUAGGGAAGAUUUUUUCUUAUUAAAUCAGGGGGCAAUUAAAGUACAGAAAGAGCUCAACUACAUCGACAUGAACGAAAAGUUAGAAGUUAGCCGGCUCAGUGGUGAACAAUGUUUGAAAGAGAAGUGAGUACAAUGAAGCUAGACAUGGCAGCUAUCUGUGGAUAUUCUCGUGGUUACAGCAUCUGAGUCUCAGUUGACAUGCUAUCUUGCCUUUCGGAGUCCAUUUUGGAGAAUUUUUAACCCGUUUUUUUUUUUCUACAUAUAUAAAUAUAUUUUUACUGUAAAAAUGUAAAUUACGUCAAAUGAUGGAAAUAUUUAUUGUAGAGUGUAUAUUAAA